CGGUGCUGCGGUUGUUGUGUUGGGAAAGUGAAAAUGGUGAACCGUGUGGUGGCACUGACUGCCAUGUCUCGUAUUUCCUCGCUCAGUGGCCGUUACCGCGUGUUUGUGCUAAUGUGAAGUGAUAAGCAGUGAUGUGCGAGUGUCAGUGAAGCGCCCCGUUGUGCUAAGUCGAGAUGGGGAACUGUUUCAGUAGCAGUAGAGGGUCGGGGAAGAAAGAGACCAACUCGGAUAGCAGGAGUAUUCCCCCGCCUAAUAAUCUAUUCACAGAGCAGGUCCAAUCCCCACCACUGACUGGCCCCACAAUCAGUGACCCCACCGGUGCCACACGGGGUACCACAGACAAUCAGGCCCUUGGUGGUCGGCCAAUGAAUGGCCUUAACCCAACUUUACCUUCACUGCCAGACCCUGAGGGUACUGCAGCUACGUCUAAAAUAUUUGUGGCACUUUAUGACUAUGAUGCUAGAACAGACGAGGACUUAAGUUUCCGUAAAGGAGAACAUUUAGAAAUUCUUAAUGAUACACAAGGGGAUUGGUGGUUCGCAAGAUCGAAAGCCACGAAACAAGAUGGCUACAUUCCCUCAAAUUACGUGGCUAAACUAAAAAGUAUAGAAGCUGAACCGUGGUAUUUUGGAAAAAUAAAAAGAAUAGAAGCAGAGAAGAAGUUGUUAUUACCCGAAAAUGAACAUGGCGCCUUUUUGAUAAGGGAUUCUGAGAGCAGAAGAAAUGAUUAUUCAUUAUCUGUAAGAGAUGGCGACACAGUUAAACAUUAUCGGAUACGGCAGUUAGACGAAGGAGGGUUCUUUAUUGCUCGUAGGACCACCUUCAGAACAUUACAAGAACUUGUAGAACAUUAUAGUAAAGAUGCUGAUGGCUUGUGCGUUAACCUCAGAAAGCCUUGUAUCCAGAUUGAAAAGCCAGUCACCGCUGGACUUUCACACAAUACUCGAGACCAGUGGGAAAUAGACAGAUCGUCUCUGAAGUUUGUUCGCAAAUUAGGCCAUGGACAAUUUGGGGAAGUGUGGGAAGGCCUGUGGAAUAACACUACACCAGUUGCCAUCAAAACUCUUAAACCAGGUACAAUGGAUCCCAAGGACUUCCUUGCCGAGGCACAGAUUAUGAAGAAACUACGACAUCAGAAGCUUAUUCAACUAUAUGCAGUGUGUACACUUGAGGAGCCCAUCUACAUCAUCACAGAGCUUAUGAAGAAUGGCUCAUUACUAGAAUACCUCCAAGGUAAAGGCAGAGGGUUGAAGUUGAACAAUCUAAUUGACAUGGCAGCACAAAUUGCAGCAGGUAUGGCGUAUUUAGAAUCUCAGAACUACAUCCAUCGUGAUUUAGCCGCAAGAAAUGUCCUUGUUGGAGACAGCAAUAUUGUUAAGAUAGCUGACUUCGGCCUUGCACGGCUUAUUAAGGAGGAUGAAUAUGAAGCAAGAGUUGGAGCUCGUUUUCCCAUUAAGUGGACAGCACCUGAGGCUGCAAACUACUCAAAGUUCUCCAUAAAGAGUGAUGUCUGGUCAUUUGGUAUUCUACUAACCGAACUUAUCACCUAUGGGCGUAUACCAUACCCAGGUAUGACCAAUGCCGAAGUUUUACACCAAGUGGAGCAUGGAUAUCGUAUGCCUCCACCACCUGGCUGCCCUCCUGCUCUUUAUGAUAUAAUGGUUGAGUGUUGGCACAAGGAUCCCAUGAAGAGACCUACCUUCGAAACCCUCACCUGGAAAUUGGAAGACUUCUUUACACUCGAAGGUUCCGAGUAUAAGGAGGCUGCUGUGGCCUACUGACCCUCAAUUGUAAAGCCCAGAUCUGGCGGCUGCACUGACCUGGAAUUGUAUCCAGCUUUUACCUAGUAUUAAUUCUCAGACCAUAUUGGGAUACAGGUCAUGUUGAUUCUCCUUGUAGCUAUGGUUACAGAAUUAAGCUUGACUCUUAAAUAUUUUCCACAUGGAUAAUUACAGGUGAGCAGAAACAGUGACACAGUAAUGUAGCCAUUAAAUGCCUGAUCUGGCAGAAAUACAAUCUUCCCUAAAUUGCCUGUUACAGACAGUGGAUACUUUGUUUCAGGUAUUUAUUAUGGUAACCAAUAAUAUCUGCAUUAUUAAAAAAUGACGUGUGUGGGGCUACUUUUCAGUGCAUUGGCAUUGUACUGGUAUGCAAUUCUAAUGAACUGCAUACCUGAGAUACUUUAAUCUACAUGCAUAAAAAUGAUAGUCAACUGAGACUGUAAUCUAUAUGCUUCCUAUUUUUUUGGAAGUAUUUGGAUUAUUUCAUACUAUUAGUCCCAGUUUUUGAAUUGAGCAGUUACCUUUUAAUGGUAAGGGUCAUACAUAGGGUGUUAGCCAACAUCACAAUGUGGCCUGUGUUUGUAGUGGCUGCUGCCUUUACCCAAAAAUGGUAUUUUUUGUACAACUCAAAAUGAGGUGUUUGAAUGCCUGAUGCAAAUUACAUCCCAGUAUUUUUGAAGAACAUGUUUUGUUCUCUUGGAAAAAUCGACAAUGGGUGUACAUAAAAAUGGACAGUGGGUGUACAUAAAGAGUUUCCUUACCGAGUGAUAAGCUUUACUCAUAGCUGUCUUUUGUAGAAUACUGAUGCAAUCCCAGUGUAUGGUAAAAUUAUGAGAUGGUAAUGCAAUGUUAUGCUUGUAUUUGUUUCCCCCUCUCUGGAACUUUGAUUCACUAAAUAGAGCAUAUAUGCAAUAUGAAUAUUUUGAAGCUCUAGUGAAUUGUACCUCUAUAAAUCUACAGUGUCACAAAUGUGAAGGAAGUCUCGUGUUUUGUCAUCCCAAUGUAUUGCCUUAGAAUUGCACCAAAGACAAUUUAAAAGUGUGGUGUUUUAACUUUAGAUUCAUGCUUUUGAUGCUCAAGUUUCCAACACUGCAAUGUAGGAGUUUUUAGAUUCAUUCAUUAUGUUCAUAGGCUGUGCCUAUAAAAGAAAGCAUAUUCAGUAUGGUGAAAGUUUUUGUAAUAUGUGAAGAACACGUGGGUUUAACUUCAGUGCUCUUGUCAACUGACCAGCACAAUUUCUAUUAUUUUUAACAUGCCAUUAGUUGAUUAUUCUUGUGCCUAGCCUUAUAAUGAGGAACUAUUUAUUUAUAUUUUCAUAAUUUGUAUGCUGUAUAAAUUUUUUUAGGGGUAAAUGAAAUGAAGAUGUAUGGGAAAAGUAGAGAAACUGGUAUUGUAGGUAAGCCCAUCAGUUUACUGUUCAAGCAGGCAAGGAUUGUUGUUCAUUAAUAUUUAUUAUUUUAUAAUUUUGUUAUAUGAUUAAUUCUUUGGGGACAACUAAAUGAAAUACCAACAUUACUCAUUUUCCAAAUCUCGUCAUUGUAUACAGCUUUGUGCAUGAUAUCAGUUUGGUUCAUUACGACUCAAUCUUAAACUUUUAUUAUUUGCUCCCUCCACACAUUGAACGUAACAUGCAGUUGUCAUUUUGUAAAGUUGCAUAACCAAGACACAAAGGCAGAUUUCACAAUUCAUUAAAACUAUUUUGACAAUGAACACUUCAAUAAAGCAGUAUCUUGCUUGGAGAAGAAGCCUCUUCAAGUCUAGAGAAAGUUCAUGGGAAAUAUGGGUAAUAUAUUAAGUUUAAUGAGGACUGUAAGAGGGAGGAGUGACCUUUAUAGUUAUUCACAUGCUGGGUCAAUCACAUCUGUCCUAUAAUUCUUACUCGGCCCUUGUAUUUCAUUUUUUACCACCAUGUACUCUAUAGACUUGAAAUGGCUUGGUCUCCGAGCAAAAUAUUUCAAUAAAGCAUCCAUUUUGUUUUUGUGUCUGUUUUGCAUCAAUUGCAUAUGCAUUUAAUGUUAUUAUUCAUUGAGGUUGUUAGCCAUAUUACCUCUAUCAUCCCCAUUAUGUGUCUUUCAAAAGAUAUUAGUACAGUAUAUCUACAUUUGUACUUCACUUCUCAACUGUAUUACUUUAUUAUGACAAAUAUUAUCAGUACUAAAGCUCUGUUUUUAUUAAAAAGCAGUACAGUAUUUAUAAAUUUGUAUAUCUGUAUAGAUAUGAGUGUUUUGUUAGAAAAAUGUAUAACUUUUUGCAGUUAUAGUUUUAGGGUCAACAAAUUCUUUCUGUGUAUGCAGUUAAUGAAAAAGAGUAGUUUAUCUAAAUUUCAGGAUGUUGAUUUCUUCUCAUACACAUUACUUAUUUUGCUAGAUACAACUCUUAAGAUGUUUCAUGUCUUACCCCUGUCUCUAGGUAUGUUGACCAACCACAUUGACUAGUUGUGACUAAUAACCUAAAUUAAAAAAAAUUAUCAGUAACUAUCACAGAGGGAGGGGUAUGGAGAAGGGAGUUUGGAUAAUUGAAAGUGUAGUAAAGCCCAAAAUUUUGUUUGAAGAAUUAUUGAAAUUUUAAUUCACUUUCUUUUCCUUAGAGCCCACUCAGCAGUAGACUAAUGUUGUCAUUAGACAUUUCUUAACUUAAAUACAUUAAACGGAUUUGCAAAGAAAUGUCGACACAAAACCUUUUGAGUAUAAAUGUGUGCAUGGCAUUGGCACCUUUGAAAUACGUAGUCUAAAUUUUCACUAAUGUUUUCAUAAACAUAUUUUUGACACUGGCCAUUUUCCACCAAGGUAGUGUAUCCUAAAGAAGGAAAAUACUUCUGCCAUACCUAGAUGUCUUUCUAAAUGUGCAGAGACAUAACAAUUCUAAUAAUCCAUAAAAUCACAAUAUCCCUGUCUCCAUUCUUUUGAGUGCAGAGGUCCAGCUAACUUGUUCCUCUGAAUCCCUUCAUAGAUAUUACCUUGUUCACACCAACAGCAAAUAAAAUCCCUUCCUCUCAAAAUUUCCAGCACACCCCUUCCUAAUUUUUUAUAGUGAAUCAUUAAUUUUUAAAAAUACAUAUAAAGUGUGUGUUAAUUUUGUUUAUAUUCAGGAAUUUUAUUUUACGUGAAUGUAAAUGCUGGCGCUUAACAGUCAAGGAUAUCCAUAGAUAGCAUUUGAGAGUGGUCACAAGGCAUUGUGAUUGUUGUAUUUGAGUUGAUGCUUGGUUAGGUCCUUUCUCGUACUUUACAGUUGAUAGAUUUGGUAUCCAAAUGGGUUUAAACUGGAGGUUGAAUACCCCAUUCAGAUGAGCAUACACUAAAUGGAUCAUCCUCUAUAUUGAAAAUUUUGCAUGCACAAUAAUUUAAGGGCAUAGAUAUGUGGAGGCAAGUUAGUGGCAAAUGUCUGUUGCAAGGGUAGAAUUAAGUUUGGUGUGUGGUGGUGUGUGUAUAUAUGUAAGUCUGUAUGAGAUUGUAUGUGGGUGUAUGAAGAUAUUCACCUUUGUUUUAAAAGCAAGCGUAAGUGCAAACACAGUCUUGGAGAUCGCCUUUGUGAUUUAAUAUUGAUUGUUUUUAUACAUUUUCUUUAGCUUCAUGUGUGUUCUCAUUACCAGUACUACAGUGAACCCUCGACCAGCGAUGGCAUCGAUUAACGAUAAAUCUGACUAGCGAUACAUUUUAUCGCAAAAAUUUUGCCUCGAUUAGCGCUAAAAAACUCGACCAACACUAUUCGUUCCGUCUGAGACGCGUCCACUUCUGGCCAGUGUUUACAAGCCAGCCAGCCACCGCGGUCGCUUCCAAGCAUACAAUCGGAACAUUUCAUAUUAUCACAGCCUUUUUAGUGAUUGCACCUGCAAAAUAAGUCACCAUGGGCCCCAAGAAAGCUUCUAGUGCUAACCCUACAGCAAAAAGGGUGAGAAUUACUAUGGAUAUGAAGAAAGAGAUCAUUGCUAAGUAUGAAAGUGGAGUGCAUGUCUCUGAGCUGGCCAGGCUGUAAACAAAACCCCAAUCAACCAUCGCUACUAUUGUGGCCAAGAAAACGGCAAUCAAGGAAGCUGUUCUUGCCAAAGGUGCAACUAUGUUUUCGAAACUGAGAUCGCAAGUGAUAGAAGAUGUUGAGAGACUGUUAUUGGUAUGGAUAAACGAAAAACAGAUAGCAGGAGAUAGCAUCUCUCAAGCGAUCAUACGUGAAAAGGCUAGGAAGUUGCAUGACGAUUUAAUUAGAAAAAUACCAGCAACUAGUGGUGAUGUGAGUGAAUUUAAGGCCAGCAAAGGUUGGUUUGAGAGAUUUAAGAAUCGUAGUGGCAUACAUAGUGUGAUAAGGCAUGGUGAGGCUGCCAGUUUGGACCAAAAAGCAGCUGAAAAAUAUGUGCAGGAAUUCAAGGAGUACAUAGACAGUGAAGGACUGAAACCUGAACAAGCGUUUAAUGGUGACACUGACAAUGUUGUGAAACACUUUAGGAAUGUCAUAAAGGAACGGGAGGUACAGGCCUCUAUGGGCAGAUAUGUUGUGCGACAGAGGUCCAGUGACUCUCAAGCUGGUCCUAGUGGCAUUAAAAGAAGGGAAGUAACCCCGAAAAAGGACUUGCCACCUCAAGUCCUAAUGGAAGGGGAUUCCCCUUCUAAACACUAAGACCAUCAACACACUCCCCUCUUCCCAUCCCAUCAAUCAUCACCAGAUCUUCAAUACAGGUAAGUGUCAUGUAACUGUGCAUGUCUUCUUCAGUUUGUGUGUAUUAAAAUUAAUAUUUCAUGUGUUAAAUUUUUUUUUUUCAAUACUUUUGGGUGUCUUGCACGGAUUAAUUUGAUUUCCAUUAUUUCUUAUGGGGAAAAUUAACUUGACUAACGAUUAUUCUGACUAAAGAUGAGCUCUCAGGAACAGAUUAAUAGCGUUAGUCGAGGGUCCACUGUAUUAGCAGAAGUUAUUGUGCAGUAUUGGUAGUCACGCCAGGUACCUGCUCAUUAAAGCAGUUAUAAAGUUCAACUCUUAAUGUGUAGACAUUAAGUGUAAAUGGUCAGUCCAGCAGCUGAAGGAGUAGCAGCUAGAUGCAGCUACAUGAUGCACACUGUGCAGUAGGAAAAUAAGGUAAGGUAUAUUUUUUGUUGUGAUCAAAGAUAGAUGAGAAAUAAGCAGUUCAUAUUUUGAAUAAUAAAUUUUAAUAACUGGCUCUGAAGGAGUACUGAGCAAAUAUAAGCCUCUGAUAGUAGCAAUCAGUAUUGAAGAUGUGUCCGGUACGAUGAACUAAAUACAUUCCGUCAUAGGAGAUAUGAUGACUUGGGGUCACAGAAGGUAGCCCUUGAAGUGCUAUGCUUGUAAUAUCUUGGUUUACAGACUAUAAAGCUUGUCGUAGAACAACCAUAGUAUGAUGGGAAAGUAUCUAAAGCAUAGUUUAAAAAUACUGUAUGUGUGUUGGAAAAUACUCGUAUAUAUGUACUGGGGAUAUUGUCGUAGUUUAAUGCUUGGCAGAAAGUAAUUUAUUAAUUUUGCUGGUAUAUUUUUAUUCCAUAAAACUUCUUUUUUUUCAUAAAAGAAUAUUAUUAAGUCAGUUUCAUUGCAAACAAGUUGAUAAUAUUCCAAGUAUGUAAAUUUUGUAUGCCAACAUAUUCAUUAAUUGCUAUUAUUAGUGCCUCAUUUUAAGAGAUUUAAAGUAUUAGAAUGUGUAUUCAAUUUGUGUGUAAGUUUUCCAUGUAGGUUAACUAUGGGUUGGUGAGGAAAGAUAAUUAAAGCUAAAAUUAAGAAGAGCACUUACAAGACUUGCUAGAAUGAUUUAUACUUAGUACUGCUUCACCAGCCACGGUUUAAAACUUAGCCCUGGAAUUUGCAAGAACAACAUAAAUAGUUACAAAGAUGAGUACAUAGGGUGGUCAGUAUUGGAGAAAUUGUGGUGCUUUUGAUACUUUGUGUAAUUAGGGGCUGUACUAUCUAUCAGAAAUGAAGAGUGAAUGUUUUGAAAUACUUUGAAAUUAUGUAGGCUGACUUGUAUUUGCUAUUGUAAUGCUGGUAAAAUGGAAAAAAAAAAUGAUACAUAUACCAAAUGUUGUCUGAUCCCUUUUACAGAUGUCUAAGUCCAUCCUCAGUAGAUUUUUGUUAUAUUUAUUUUUAUAAUUAGAUAAUUUGCCUUUGUAUUAACAGGUAAAAAUGAAGCUGACAUCUACUGUAGAGGCAUACAGACUAUGGUUACUAUGUACAGUCUUUAAAGUUAAGUACACAUAGUAGAGCUAGUUUUUUUUUUUGUGGCACUUAAGAAGUGGAAUAUAUUUUAAUGAAAAUUUUGAUAUUUUGAGAUAAUUGUCAUGAAUUUAUUAUCAAAAAAUGAAAAUCAGAGUCCAGAAAUCAUACUGAUAUGCCACCUAAGUUUUAUCUUAUAGUUCCAGCCAUGUGUCUUAAUUGUGUGCAUACUGUCCUUUGCAUGGUGCUCUCUCCUUUGCCUCAACCAUUGAAAAUUUGCAUUAUAAUUUUAAUAUACAAGUUAGUGACGUCCAAAUUUAAAAUUGUUAGGAGCAGUGAAGUGAAAGUUAUUAUUUUAUCUAACUUAAUAGUGAUACCCACCUUAAUCAUAAUGUGCAAGGAAAAAAAAAAUUGUUGUGUGGUUGUAGUGACAUUGGAGAGUGCACAUCAUAGAGGUUACAGUUUGCAA
Messenger RNA from Cherax quadricarinatus, 8394 nucleotides. RefSeq names its product Tyrosine-protein kinase Src42A. Gene Ontology annotation, biological process: cell surface receptor protein tyrosine kinase signaling pathway; cell differentiation; innate immune response. NCBI's taxonomy places the organism in Eukaryota, Metazoa, Arthropoda, Malacostraca, Decapoda, Parastacidae. Gene Ontology annotation, molecular function: signaling receptor binding; ATP binding; non-membrane spanning protein tyrosine kinase activity. Gene Ontology annotation, cellular component: extrinsic component of cytoplasmic side of plasma membrane. The record is from RefSeq and is a predicted model, not a curated record.